AUAAACUACAAAUACAUUACGUAAAUAUGCCACCGCUUUACGGGGUUCUGCACAAGCACCGUCUCCACAUUCUCUGCUUUGGUUUGCUUUGGAUGGUGCAAUGCAUUUUCGCCAAAUCGUCUCGUGUUUCAGAUUUAAAUUCGCAGAUCUCAGGGAUGGAAGAAUUGCUUGAUCAAUUUCGCAAGCGCCUCCAACAAGGUCAGGAAGAGAAGAGAUCAGAUGGGAUGCGGCCGGUGGAUGUGUGUUUGGACAGCUUCAACGCCAUAGAGGACUACAUCAUCAGGGCGAAGGACUCCAUCGACUCGGGUGCCGCUUUCCUGACAGCUCCUGGAAGAAUUUACAGCUGGAGAGACUGCCUGCACGCCUGCUGUUCCGACCCUCAUUGCACAGUGGCUGUGGUGGAGCUGGAACGGGAGCAUUCGGAGGACAGCCUCAGUUGCUUUUUAUUCAACUGUACUUACAAAAACAGAAAUGUUUGCAAAUUCUCCUUGCAUCAGGGAUACAGCACAUACAGUGUGGCUUCCAACAACACCCACUACCCCGGUGAUAUGGGCGCAGGUUCAGACCUGACUAAACAUACAGGUUCCAGGAAACGGCCUUAUGUAAAUAGCCCAGUUGAUGAUGCGACACUACAAGUGAGCGAUGAGCCUCCUCGAAGUGAUGCUGGCCAGGAUGUAGUGCUCCAGCUACCCACAGACUGGGUCCUUCUGGAUGGCAGAGACAGUCUGGAUGAUCAGGCAAUUACCCGCUAUGAGUGGACUCUACUGCAGGGUGACCCCUCUGCUGAUAUGAAGGCUCCUCAGCCUGGGGUAUUGAAGUUGACUGGCCUGAAAGAAGGGUCCUACCACUUCCAGCUGACCGUCACAGACACUGGGGGUCAGAAGAGCUCAGACAAUGUUACAGUCACUGUUCUCCAAUCAGAGCACAAAGCACCAGUCUGUCCAGGGCUCUGCUCCCGCUACCAGUUCAUGUGUGACGAUGGCUGCUGUGUGGAUAUCACCUUUGCAUGCGAUGGAAAAAAGCAGUGUCUCGAUGGGUCAGACGAAGCCUUCUGCCAAAGCAUUGAAGGGACUGAAGGAAGCCGCAAGUAUGUUACCCACUCCUCCGAGACGGUCAACCAGAAGACUAUCAUCCUGACAGAGGGGGGUGAAUACAGGUCUGCUGAAGACCCAAGGAAGACAACAAUGGAAAAACUGCAACCGUCCUUACAUACACACAACAGGGAAGAAACCAAUCCACCAUUAACUCAGGGAAAGACUACACAAAACAACAUACAUGUUACAGAGUACUGUCUGGCGCCCCCUGCUGCUGGCCCUUGCAAAGGUAUCUUUCCUCGCUGGUUCUUUGAUGCUGCCACAGGAACAUGCAAGCACUUCAUCUAUGGUGGCUGCAAAGGCAAUGGAAACAAUUUCCUACAGGAAGCAGACUGCGUCAAUGACUGUAUAAAGAAACAAGACAAAGACCCACCACACCAUACUACUGCUCCACCCUCCAGCAUAAACGCUGAACCCGCUGAUGCUCCUCAAGAGAAAGAUUCAGUGGAUAAAGGUGAAGUUGGAGGUGGACACCCAGUCCCAGAUUCAGGUGCUGUGCUGCCUCUUGCUCUGGGGCUGGCCAUCACCGCCUUGCUCCUGCUAAUGGAAUGAAGCUGAAGAAAGCCCAACCUGUAACAUUGGAGGAGUCUGACUACCUCAUCAACGGCAUGUACUUGUAGCUGCAAACACAAAGGUCCUGGCGGAAUUGGAAGGACCCAAAACAACUUUGUUUAGCUUCAGCCAACAAUAUGUAUAUUAUACUAUACAGCAGAGUGGGUGUAUUCUGGUGUUUGAGGCUUAGUGAAAAUGUGAAGAAGCACCCAGAACUUUAUGUAGUUUUUCAUAAAAUAAAAAUGGAACACUACAAAAAGAAACAUCAGUUUAAGCAACCCUUGACCAUGUUUGAAAUUUGUCCAUAUAACCAAUAAAAGGUCAUCUGCAAAGCCUCCUGCCUCUUGUGUGCACCACGUUAUGUACAGAUUAAUGAGAGAAUGCAUCAGUUAGCUGUUUGAAAGGGACCAGUGUGCAGUUUUAAUUCCAGAGGUAAAUGGAUUAUACACUACCAUACAGCAUGUCAGGGGCUCUGUGUCGUAUCCCUCCCCAUUGGUUUAACUAGUUAAUAACUACCAGCAUGGUCAAUGUUGUUUAGACUAAAACCCAAGGAAAAUAUAUAAGAAAAUCUGAGUGUUUAAUGGAAAUCUGAAUGUAGUUUAACAACAAUGAAGUCAAAUUUCCCUUAAAAUUGAUAUUUAUUUAAAAUGGCAUUUAAGAAAAAAAUACAGAUUUAAAUAAUUUUUAAAAAGCAAUUAAAAUAAACUAUUGAUGUAUAUAUGUAUUAUUAAGGCACCUUAUAUAUGUAUCUUAAUAGAUCAGCAACCAACUGCUGUUUACUAUGGCAAGUAUGGACUUGUCCUACCGGUUCCCAUAACCUCAGUUCAGAUUUUCAGAAUGGGUUUGUUCUGUAUUGUUAAUGAUGUGAUAUUCCAGUAACAUUUGUGCACUAUCCUCCUGGUGAAUCAGUCCACAUGUAAUAUUAUUUCUAACAUUCUAAUUACUGUUUUUACUCAUUGCUGGUUAUUUAGCAGCUGUCAUACUAGGUUCAGUGACUCGCUGUAAAACUUGAGUAGGCCCUGGCAUAAGUAGGCUUUCUAGUGCUGUACACAAGGCCUUUGUUUGCUUCCUUUUUUUAUUAUUACUAUUUCUUCAACUUACUAACCAAUAUUAAAUAAAGGCAAAGCUAGGUACUGAAUUCAAUGAUAUGGUCAGUUUUCUGCUCCCUGCUACAUGGGUUCCAAACUGUAAGCUAAGAAGUCUGCAAAUCCUUCUAUUUACCACAUAUUCUCAAAGCCUUAAACAUAACCAGAAAUUCUGCUCUGCAGUUUAACAUCUUUUAGAAAAGCUUAGGAAUGUACUACUCUCAACAGUCAGGCAGAAAUAUGUGUGCUAAUGUAAUCUGAUCCAGAAGAUGGUGCUAUUGUGUAACAAUGUAUGUUUAUUGCAUGUAAGUUAUCUACUAUUUGGUGCAUACUAGUGUGACAUUGUGAAAAUAUGAAGUUUUAAUUGAAGGUACAGGGAACUGUAUACUUUAACAACUUUUGUUUUCAAGAAGGUCAACCCACAGCAAUCAUUGUAUUUCUCCUCUAGCAAUAGAAAACCAAAAUAAAAAAAUAUAGUCAACUCUCAUUAAUAUGAAUUGUAAAGGGCCGGUGAAAAAUGUGUGUUGGCACUGAUCAGUAGUUCUUAUUAUCAGGAGUCAGUUUUUAUUGAAGUUACAGUAAAAUUGAAAUCAAAUUUCAAUUACAGUACAAUGAAAAAUAUUAUAAAUGUAAAAGUACUGUGCAUGUUAUUGAAAAUACAGUUCCACGUGAAAGUGUAAGUGAAAAAGUAUACAUUUGCAGCUCUGCAUGUCUCAUUCUAAUCACAGGCAUUUUUAAACUACAAAAGCAAGGGAUCCUCAACAUCAGGCUGUUAACUUGCAUCCACUGUUUUGCUGUUCAUAGGUCUGUAUUACCGUAUCCCAGUUUUUCAGAAUGGUUGAGAAAGUGUUUGUGGGAAUGUUGAAAUCUGCAGCAACGUCUUUCCUUAUUGUGUACAGUGGUGCAAUUCAACACCUCCACUUUUGUCUGCAAGGAUAAUGCACAUUUUUAGCACUGGGCGCUCAUGUCUGUGCUUCAAGGAAAUGGAUUUGAUGCGCAAGAACUAUGGCAACUCAAAAUGCAUCAUAGGGUGAGGAGUACCAAAACAGCACUAAAAUAUAGUAUAGAGGUGCUAAUCUGGAUGCAAGUUAAAACAUUUCCAAUAUUACACAUAUUGAACUUCCAAUUUGUUUUAUUCCAAAUUUUCUUCCCUGGGGGGCUACAAAAUAAUUCUCACAAACAGGAAAUUCGUGUUAAGUGUAUUUGUAUUUCAAGAAGUAAUUUACAAUAAGCAACUGCUAAAUUUGUUCGGGACCAUGUAGAAAAUGCAUAGUAUCAGGAAAUGUGUUCAAUCUGAGUUUGUCUUGAUGAGAAUUGACUGUGUAUAUGUUGUGUAAAACACAUUUGGGGAAUUAAUUCUGGGACUGUAUUGUCAUCAUUCCUCUUCCAUUGCAAUCAUAUCUGUAAUGAUUUUUGGAGCUAAAUGCAAUAUUCUAGAUUCUAAACCUGCCAGAAUAAAAACAAUAAGAGUUUUAUACUCUUUCACUUUGGUACUAGUACAAAAUGAGAAAUACUGUGGUACUCAGACAUUUUGCUCUAUGGCAGGUACUUUCAUACAUCACAUAAGGGUCAAGUUUUUUAUCGUACCUUAUGGUUGCACAGGGCAUGACAAAGGUCUGUCUGUAUGCUCCGAAGACAAUUAUUAGCAGAUGUGUUUCACCUCCUUGCAAUAUAGACUGUAUUUUCAUAAUUCCUCUUCCACUGCAAUUAUUGUAAGGUGACAUUGGUUUUAUGUUGGGAAAUA
Messenger RNA from Polyodon spathula (Mississippi paddlefish), 4475 nucleotides. Its product is annotated as low-density lipoprotein receptor-related protein 11-like. Bases 27 to 1646 code for a protein of 539 amino acids. Lineage: Eukaryota; Metazoa; Chordata; Actinopteri; Acipenseriformes; Polyodontidae. Gene Ontology annotation, molecular function: protein binding; serine-type endopeptidase inhibitor activity. The record is from RefSeq and is a predicted model, not a curated record. The transcript has 9 exons.